Molecule: messenger RNA, 5319 nt
Organism: Plasmodium yoelii
Lineage: Eukaryota; Apicomplexa; Aconoidasida; Haemosporida; Plasmodiidae
Product: conserved Plasmodium protein, unknown function
Exons: 6
Coding region: 1-5319 (1772 amino acids)
Source: RefSeq, a predicted model, not a curated record
AUGAUUAAAAAAAUAUUAAAAAACAUAAAUAUUUCAAACGAAGAAAAAGAUGAUAAUUUUAGUCACAGUCAAAAUAUUAUAAAUUUGAUAGAAGAAAUAAUUAAAAAUGAAAAUGAUUAUUGGAAAUAUGUAAACAUACUUGAUGAGUUAGCAACGUUGUGUUAUGAGGAUCCAAUAGAUUUUCGAAAGUCAUUUUUUUCAAAAAAUGAGCAAAAAGACGAACAAAAAAAUGAAAAAAAAAAUGAAAAAAAAAAGGAGAAUAAAGCAAAGGAGAACAAAUUGACUAUUGAUAAAAUUAUAGAUCGAAUAUUAAUUGUUUUAGAAAAAUAUGAAGAUUCUAGAAAUACAUUUAUAUAUGCAAUUUCAAAGCUAAUAUUUAUUAAUGAUUAUAAUUUUAACAUAAAAAUAUUAACCAUAUUAUGUAAUUUAGCUAUAAAUGAUGAAUAUAAAAUCGCUAUUUGUUCUGCUUUAGAGGAAAUAGUCACAUCGGUUAUCCUCAAUUCUUCGGAGAAGCAAACCAUAGAUAAUAUAUUUGUUGGAUUGAAUUCAUUACCCCAGGACAAAAUCAUAGCAAACAGUUUCAAAAAAUGUAUCUAUAAAAUUAUAAGAAUAUUAAAAAGUUCAUUUAAUGAACAUAUUUUGAAGCUUUUAUCAAUUUGCACUUUAGAUAAGGAAAUAUGCUUAAUAUCCUAUGAUGAAGGAUUAUUAAAAAUUCUUAUCAAAGAAAUGAAAAAAUAUAGCGAUGAUGAUUUUGAUGAUGUUCCAAAUUACCUCAAAGAUGUCUAUCUGACUGUGUGUAAUUUAUGCGGAAAUUAUUUUAAACAUUGUGAAAUGAUUAUAAAUGAAAAAUUACAUAUAACUUUAUAUUUUAAAAAAAUUAAAGAAAUAAUAAAUAUAGGUGAAGCAAAUAUUUCUCAGAAUAAAUCUAUAUAUUCUAAUUUAAUAAUUUUAACAUUAAAUAAUAUUUCUAAUUUUAGUAAAGAUACGUUAGUCGAACUUUGUAACACUAUGCAUAUUAUUGAUUUAUUUUUGAUUGCAAUUAAAAUGGAUAUAAAUAACCCUUAUUAUUUAAGUGGGAGUUUAGGAGGAUUAUUAUUAAUUUUAAAAAAUAAAGAAACAUAUAAUAAUAAUAUUGAAUAUAUAUUACAGAAUACAAACAAUUUAAAAAUAUUAAUGCCAUUAUUAUUUGGAAAUAAAUAUAAUAAUAUAUUUAAUUAUUUUAAAGAUUCUGAUGAUAAUGUAGAGAAUUAUUUAUUUGAGAUUGUCAAAUCAAUUUUAGACAUCAUUUCUUUUUUUUUUCAGAAAGAAUUAGAUAAAUAUUCUAUAAAAGUAAAAAAAGAACUCAGAAAUAGUAACAUAAAUCAAUAUUUAUUUGCAUGUUUAGAAAAAAAAAAUGAAAACAUAAUAAUUCGUAUGUUAAAAUUUAUUUAUCAGUUAUCUUUUGAAGAUUACAAAUUUGUAGAGAUAUAUAAAAUAUUUUAUAUUUUAAAUGAAAAAAAUAUUACUAUAAAUAAUAAAUGGAGAGAAAUAUAUUACUAUUGUAUAAAAAUAUAUAUAAAAAUAAUCAUAAAUGAAAAAAUUAAAACUAUUUUAGAUGAUUAUAAUUUUAAAGAAAUAAUUAUUAACAUAUUUCGAAUCGUAAAUGAAUUUUUAUUACAUGAUUUGAUAUUACAAAGAAAAGCAAAUUUUUCACUUCUCAAAAAUAAUGACAACUCUGAUAUGGAAAUGUUUAUUGGAGUUAGUAAAUGUAUAUUAAAUCAAAAUGAAAAUUUUGAUAAUAUUUAUGAAAUAGACAUCAUAGAUUUAAACAAAGCAACAGUGGAAUUGUUAUGUAUAUGCUCAAAAAUUAUUGAGUUACGAAAUUUUAUUCGAAAUCCAUCAAUAUCUUAUUAUUUUAAUAAUAUUGUAAUAAAUGAAGAUAGUUUAUAUAGUGAAGAAAAUAUAAAUUAUGAUAUUUUAAUUGAAAGAACUUGGGCUUGUAAUAUUGAAAAUAUAUUUAAAAUAUUAAUGAAAAAUAAUGUAUCAAAAAAUAAAAAAAUUUAUUUUCGUCUUUUAAUUAAUAUGGGUGAUAUAUUUAGUGGAUAUUUUUACCAAUUCAAAACUUAUAAUAAUAUGAAUAUAUUUGAUUUAUGUAAUCUUGAAGAUAAACAUUGGAAUAAAAAAAAUAUAUUAAAAUAUUUUUUAUUAAUGAGUGAUAUAGAUCGAAAAGAUUGUAAAGAACAAUUGUCUAUUUUUUUAAAUCAAUAUAUAGGAAAUUUAUUUUCCUUAUUAACUAUGUUUAUUGAAGAUGAUAUUUUUUUAGAUUUAAAAAAAGAACAAAAAGAACAAUAUUUUCCUGGAGUGUUAAAAUACUAUAAAUUAGAAUAUGAAAAGAAAAUAUAUCAUUUAAAAUUAAAAGAAAAAAAAAUUAAAAAUAUCAUUACAAAUUUUAAACAUGAGGAAAAAGAUAAUAAUCCACACUACACACAUUUGGUUCUACAAUUACAAAAUAUUCAUAAAAAAAAAAAAAAACUUUUUUUACAAUUAUCAAAAAAUAAUUUUACUAAAACAUUUGAUAUUUCAUUAGUUGACAACGAAAUUGAAUCGAAUUUGGAUAAUAUGUUUGAAAUAUCUAAACCUAAAAAAAAAAAAAUUAAAAGCCCCAAAAAAGAGCAAUAUAUGAAUUUUGCUAAUGAAAUAAAAGAGGAAAAUUCAAAUGACAACAAUUUGGGUAAAGAUGAUAAAAAUGAAGUUAUUGAUGAUGAUAAAAGUAAAAUGAUUGAAAACAAUGUAUCCAAAAAAAUGUCUAGCAAUGUAAAAAACGACGUUUCUCAUAAUAUGGACAGUAAAUAUAUUAAUGGCGAAAAUUCGUUUAUUAUUAAUGGCGAAAAUUCGUUUAUUAUUAAUGGCGAAAAUUCGUUUAUUAGUAAUGGCGAAAAUUCGUUUAUUAUUGAUGAAGAAAAUAUAGAUACAGAUUGUAAAUCAUCAUCUGAAUCAUCCAUAUCGUCCGAUCCUAACGUAACCGUACUAGAUAAAAUAUCAUCUGAAUUAUUAAAUUUUAAUAAAGAAGUAAUAUAUAAACCGAAAAUAAAAACUUUUAAUAUUCUUUUAUUUAACAAAAGAGGAUUAUUUGUUAAUAGUAGCAAAGGUGAAAUUAAUGAAUCGUAUAUUUUAGAUUGUUCAUUCAGAAUAUUUUAUAGUAUUAUCAUUAAUAAUAUAGACACUGAAUUUUAUACAAAAUUAGAAGAAUUUUUAUUAAAAAACAAUGUUUUAAAAGCUUUUAUAAAUCUUUUAAAUAAAUGCUCUUUUUACGAUUGUAAUGUUUAUGCACAUUUUUUUCGUUUAUACAAUGAAAUAUUAAAAAAAAAUGUAAGAGCAAUUGAAUCAAUGGACAUGUUAAUUUUUUAUAAUAUAUUUUGUUAUUAUUUAAAAUUAAUAUCUAAAGAAUUUAUUAAAAAACUUCGAAAUAAUGAAUAUAAUAUAUCAGAUCAAUAUCAAUAUUUUUUUUCAGAAUUAUGUCAGUUAUUUUAUUAUUUUACACAAAAAAUUAUAUAUAUACAAUUUUCACAAUAUAAUGAAAUACAAAAAUGGUGUGUUGAUUGUUCUUUAUAUAAUUUUUUUUAUAAAAAUAACAUUUUAUUAUUACUUUAUUUAUUUAUAUAUAUUAAUAAUAUACAUCAUGGAUCAGAAUAUAAAUCAUAUAUAUAUCACAAAAAAAAUUUCAAUUAUAUACACACUAUUUUUUUCUACACCUUACAUACUAUUUCAUAUUUAAUGUGCUUUUCACCAAAUCUUAAGUAUUUUAUUUUAUAUUUUAUAAAUUAUAAAAAAUUUAUUCACAAAAUAUUAUUUAGGAAAUCUCUUAUUCAUUCGAUAUUUUUUUAUCACAAACUUAUAUAUUUACGAGUACUUUUACAAAAUUAUUUAUCCCAAAAAAAUAAACGCCCCACACAGAUAUACCACAUAUCUCCGGUUAUAUAUAUCAGGAACAACGCUAUAGAAUGGUAUUUUUUGGCUAUCGGAUUUGAUAAAUAUUAUUUAGUCUUUAUCCCAGAUAAUUUUGAAAGUAAUAUAACCGAUUUUAAGGUUACAAAAUUAGUUAUUUAUUCAGAAAAAAAAUAUAAAGAUAUAACACGAAUAUGUAUUAGUAAAAUAAAUGACAAUUUUUUUGUUUUGGGUAAUAUAUGUUUUGAUAAAAAUAUACCAUAUGAAUCAUAUGAUAUAUUUAUUAGUAUAAAUAAAUAUUAUCGAGAUGAAAUUAUAUUAUAUUCUCAAUUUUUAUCGGGUUCUAACUAUGAAACAAGAGUAGAUAUAAUUCAAGAUACUAUAAUUAUAAAUAAUUUAAAAAAUUAUAUGAACGUUCAUAAUAUUAUUAUAACAUCCUUUGCCUAUAAAGAAAUAAAAGAAGAUGAAAUUUAUGAACAAAAUAAGAAAAACAAAAUAAAAAAAAGACAAGACAAUUUAAAUAACUCUACAAAUAUCUAUGAAUAUGAAACAUCAGAAGAAUAUGAUACUAAUUAUGAUAAUACAAAUGAUUCAAAUUAUUCUCAAGUAACAAAUUUUUCAAAUAAAUUAAAAGAAUCUGAUAAUUCUGAUACACAAUCUAAUAAUGAAGAAGAAUGUAAUAUAUUUAGAACAAAUAUAUCAAUAAAUAAAAAAAAAAAAAAAAUAUUAUUAUUUUUUGUCUUAACAAAAAAUCAUUUAUAUGUAUUCAAAUUAAAUUUUAAAAAUUGGAUAUUUUUAAGUCCAUUUAUUGAUGAAGAAAAAAAUGAUAUAAAACUUUAUGUUGAAUCAAUUAAAGAUAGUGAUGAAGAACAACAAAAAAAUAAUAUUUUUAUAAAUGAAAAAAUAUUCCUAAACAAUUUUAUAGGAAUGACAGCUAAUAUUAUUAAUGAUGAAAAUACAAUAUUUGCUAGAAAAUAUGCAAUUACAAAUACAGCCAAAAAUAUAUAUUCACAUUCUAACUCAGAUUAUACAAAUGACCAAAUAUUAUCAACAAAUGUUACGACAUCUAUAACUACAACAGAUAAUAAAAGUGUAAGUCUAGACCAAACAAACAAUUCGGAUACUUACAAUAAUAAAAGAUAUAUGUUUGCAAAUCAGUUUUUUUUAAAUAUAAAACAUAAAUAUAAUAAUGAAUAUUUAAGUAUGAUCAAAUUUAUUAACAAAUGUGAGUCUAUUAUUUCUCUUAUUUAUAAAAUCGAGCAUAAAAAAUCGACGGAAAAAAAAAUUAAAAUAAUAAUGUUUGAUGAUUAUACUCGAGAACUAUGGAAAAGGUCUUUGGCCUAUUCUUUAAACAUCCAGAUGGCCUCAUCGGAAUGGCGUAGAACGUGGAAAUAG